Messenger RNA from Ictalurus furcatus (blue catfish), 3195 nucleotides. RefSeq names its product guanine nucleotide binding protein (G protein), alpha 13a (gene gna13a). Bases 521 to 1651 code for a protein of 376 amino acids. The record is from RefSeq and is a predicted model, not a curated record. Gene Ontology annotation, biological process: Rho protein signal transduction; adenylate cyclase-activating G protein-coupled receptor signaling pathway. Gene Ontology annotation, cellular component: brush border membrane; heterotrimeric G-protein complex. Gene Ontology annotation, molecular function: GTPase activity; D5 dopamine receptor binding; guanyl nucleotide binding. The transcript has 4 exons. Lineage: Eukaryota; Metazoa; Chordata; Actinopteri; Siluriformes; Ictaluridae.
AGAAGGCGCUGCUCACCUGCUGACUGUUGUGUGUGCGCGCCUUCUCCACGGAACAAAAGUCAUGGCCUGGGUUUACAAUGUCAUUCUUUCAUUUAUUAAUACACUUUAAUAAAAUUAAUCUGUUGGAGAUUGAUAGUUUAUUGUAAUGAAUACUUAUUAGCAAAAAAGCGCAACACUUCGUAAUAAAUCAGUGCACAUUUUAUUUACAUUAUCUUCUCAGUUUUUAAUUUGUUUACCUUAGUACUUGUUUAUCUACUAAGCUGAUAAGUGGAUAGAUAACCUAGUUUUUUGUGUGUUGUUUUUUUUUGGCCUAAACAUUUCGAAACACUAAACAAACCUCGCUUUAAAAAACAGGUUUCUUAUUCGACCACUUGUUUUAAGUUGUGUCCGAGCUUUUACUUAAAAAAGAAAGCGAACCGAACAACUCGACGAGUCGCGAAGUUACCGCCCAAACUUUGUGCACGCGCACGACGGAGCGCGCCCUCGUCAGUGAUGGAUCCAUGAAGUUGUUACUACAAAAAUGGCUGAUUUCCUGCCCUCCCGGACGGCGAUAGUUUGUAUCCCCAGUUGUCUUUUGUCCAACAACGAAAUCGAGCAGCAGAGGAAAUCUAAAGAGAUAGACCGAUGUAUUAAUCGGGAGAAGACGUACGUGAAGCGGCUGGUGAAGAUAUUACUGCUCGGAGCAGGCGAGAGCGGCAAGUCAACUUUCCUGAAGCAAAUGCGCAUAAUUCACGGGCAGGACUUCGAUCAGGGGGCCAAAGAGGAGUUCCGGGCUACCAUCUACAGCAAUGUUAUCAAAGGAAUCCGAGUGCUGGUGGAUGCCAGGGAGAAGCUGCACAUCCCAUGGGGAGACUCCUCCAACCAGACACACGGGGAAGUCCUGAUGGGCUUUGACACACGCUCGGCCAUGAUGUCUCAGGGAAUUGUAGAGACCAAAGUCUUUCUGCAUUAUCUACCCUCCAUCCACACCCUGUGGGCUGACAGCGGCAUCCAGAGUGCCUACGACCGAAGAAGAGAGUUCCAGUUGGGUGAAUCAGUGAAAUAUUUCCUGGACAGUUUGGAUAGAAUUGGACAGCCGGAUUACCUACCAACACAACAGGACAUACUUCUGGCACGAAAGCCUACUAAGGGCAUCCAUGAGUAUGACUUUGAGAUCAAGAACGUUCCAUUCAAGAUGGUGGAUGUGGGCGGGCAGCGGUCAGAGCGUCGACGAUGGUUCGAGUGUUUCGACUGUGUCACUUCUGUGCUCUUCCUGGCGUCAUGUAGCGAGUUUGACCAGGUUCUUAUGGAGGACCGUGAGACCAACAGGCUCAUGGAGUCGCUCAACAUAUUCGACACCAUCGUCAACAACCGUGUGUUUUCUAAAGCAUCCAUCAUUCUUUUCCUCAAUAAGACAGACCUGCUGGAGGAGAAAGUAAAGACUGUGUCGAUCAUUGACUAUUUCCCCGAUUUCACCGGCGAGCCCCAUAAUUUGGCUGAUGUACAGAAGUUCCUGGUGGAGUGCUUCCGUGGUAAGCGGCGUGAGCAGCAGGUGAAACCCUUCUACCAUCAUUUUACCACGGCCAUUAACACCGAGAAUAUCCGCCUCGUCUUCCGAGAUGUCAAAGACACAAUCCUGCAUGAAAAUUUGAAGCAGCUUAUGUUACAAUGAGAGACAUGCCAUAAUGCUUAAGUUCAUUCCACUUUUAAUGAGGUUUUAAUUCUAGUGCAAGUGAUUUCAGUAAAGACCCUGAACAAAACACCUGUAUGCAGAUUGUUCCCCUCACAGAUAAGACUAAUGUUUCCCUUUUUUUUUUAAUUUUUUUUUUUUAAAUCCCAGUUUCAAUUUCCCUUUCAGUCCAUUUAGCUGAGUCACUUGGCUGUUUUACUGCUGUCAUUGCCACUCCACUUUAAAAGUUUUAUAGAAAACAUCCAGCAGAGGAUGGGAUUUGAACUCACGAUAUUCUGAUCAGAAGUCCAGUAUCUUAGCCACUGAGUUACCACUACUACUGUUAGACCCAUUUAUACGAAAUAUUUAAUUUCCCUAACCUUUGCUUACUUAAAAAAAUUAAUUUAAAAGAAUUUGUCCUUUGUGUAUUUCAGGUCUGGAGAUGCCUUAAAGCAAAGUGGUAAAUGUUAUUAGUCACACUCCAAGAUGCAUGAUAACUGCUGAGACUCAGGGGCUGUAAAUAUGCAUUCUAGACAAGUUAUUGGUGAGUGGCCUUCCAUGAUUGGGAUUAGACCCCUUUUCACCAUUUCAGGAUUCAGCAAGUCCUGUUAUAUCCCACUUAAAAAAAAAAACCACCAUAUCAGUGCACUCGGAUUAUGCAGAAAAUGUAGUGACCCUUUUCUUAAGGUACCUGUGUAUGUAGUACUAUUGUCUUUGUUCCUUAUUAAAAGGUAAAGACUCUUAAAUAAUAUUUUCUUUGUUAUACAGAAUUGAUAUUGUAUAGAUCCCUUGUGGGGUUUUUUUUUUGUUUUUGUUUUUUUAAUUAAACCAUUGUCUGAUGAUCUUUCACUUUCGCCUUACCAUUUAAAGUGAAGUGUAGCCAGCGUUGUGUAUGAAAACCUUCAUACGGUGGUUUAUUAUAAUUAAUGUUCCAACAAAAAAAGAUAACUGUGUACAUAUGAAUUCAAUGCAGAAGUUAAAUUGCCCUUAUGCCCUAGCUAAUGAUUAGGCUCAUGUGAGCAAUUUUCAGGGUUUGUGGUGUGUGGGGAUUUUUAUUUUCCUUUUCUUUUUUUCAUGAGGUAUAUUUUGCUUCCAACAUGGACUAAAACAUUCAGUUUUCUCCUCAAACUGAAAUACUCAAGACAACUUUGUGCACUAUGUAAUUAAUAUCUCAGGUGUAUUUCACAGUUUGUCUUGGUUCACUGACUGAUUCAGGCAGUGACAAAGAUGGUCUCAUAAGAAUGACCUUUACAUCUUAUGUUUGCUUCUGCCAAGUGACUUCAUAAGAGAAUUCUGGUCGUUUGUAGUGCGUAACCAGUUGUAUGCAUAUUUAAAUUAUGUUCUUUGCUCUAAGCCUAGUUUUAUUCACCAUCCUGUAAUCGGACUUGUGAUCUGAUAUUUCAUGAAAACUGGGAUCGGUGUUCAAGCUCACCAACAGAAUUUGCUUUAGUUCAGAUAUGAUCCUUGUACAGUAUCAAUUUAAUAAUUUUCAGUCUUUUUUGUAUAACUUUCUUUGGUCCAUUAAAUCAAACUAUUUUACAAAGAUA